UGGGGCACGGCACCCCUUCGGUCCCCGAAAAACAGGUCUCCCCCGGGUGUAUUUGCAGGGCCCUUUCCACGCCUCUUUCCCUCCCCCUUCCUAUCUGUCUGGGGGGUGGGACGGGCACAGUCCUCCCAAACCUCGUCUUGGUUCUAUUCCUUCACCCUCGUCCACCCGGCCAGCUGCCGCGAGAGCCACUGGCCAUAGAGGAGAAGCUGGAACCUGAGCACCUUUCGCUCAGUCUUCAACAUGCUGAGAAUCCGAUUCUUGGCGCACCGGCUGCUCUGCCUCCAGGGUCGGACCCCCUCGUACUCUACCGUAGCUGCGCUCCCGAACCCAAUCCCAAACCCAGAGAUUCGCUACAACCAGCUGUUCAUCAACAACGAGUGGCGUGAUGCGGUCAGCAAAAAGACCUUCCCCACAGUGAACCCCACCACCGGCGAGGUCAUCGGGCACGUGGCCGAAGGUGACCGGGCAGAUGUGGACCUGGCGGUGAAAGCAGCCCGGGAGGCCUUCCGCUUGGGGUCCCCGUGGCGCAGAAUGGAUGCCUCAGAGCGGGGCCGGCUGUUGAACCGUUUGGCUGAUCUUGUGGAACGGGAUCGGGUGUACUUGGCCUCUCUGGAGACCUUGGAUAAUGGGAAACCUUUCCAGGAGUCUUAUGCCUUGGACCUGGAUGAGGUCAUCAAGGUGUACCGUUACUUUGCUGGCUGGGCUGACAAGUGGCAUGGUAAAACCAUCCCUAUGGACGGUGAGCAUUUCUGCUUCACCCGGCAUGAGCCGGUGGGUGUCUGUGGCCAGAUCAUCCCAUGGAAUUUCCCACUGGCCAUGCAAGGCUGGAAGCUGGCCCCGGCACUCGCUACAGGCAACACUGUGGUCAUGAAGGUGGCGGAGCAAACCCCACUUUCUGCCCUGUACUUGGCCUCCCUCAUCAAAGAGGCAGGGUUUCCCCCGGGAGUGGUGAACAUCAUCACUGGCUAUGGCCCCACCGCGGGGGCAGCCAUAGCCCAGCAUAUGGAUGUGGAUAAAGUUGCCUUCACGGGCUCCACUGAGGUGGGCCACCUGAUCCAGAAAGCUGCUGGGGACUCCAACCUCAAGAGAGUCACCUUGGAGCUGGGUGGGAAGAGCCCCAGCAUCGUGCUGGCAGACGCUGAUAUGGCUCACGCUGUAGACCAGUGUCACGAAGCCCUCUUCUUUAACAUGGGCCAGUGCUGCUGUGCGGGUUCCCGGACAUUUGUGGAAGAAUCCAUCUAUCAGGAGUUUCUCGAGAGGACUGUGGAGAAGGCCAAGCAGAGGAAAGUGGGGAACCCCUUUGAACUGGACACCCAGCAGGGGCCUCAGGUGGACAAGGAGCAGUUUGAACGAAUCCUGGGCUACAUCCGGGCUGGUCAGAAGGAGGGGGCAAAACUUCUCUGCGGUGGGGAGCGUUUUGGGGAUCGUGGCUUCUUCAUCAAGCCCACAGUCUUUGACGAUGUGCAGGACGGCAUGAAGAUUGCCCGAGAGGAGAUCUUUGGGCCCGUGCAGCCUCUGUUCAAGUUCAAGAAGAUCGAGGAAGUGAUUGAGAGGGCCAACAACACCAGGUAUGGCCUGGCUGCGGCCGUGUUCACCAGAGACCUGGACAAGGCCUUAUACUUCACCCAGGCCCUGCAAGCUGGGACCGUGUGGGUGAACACCUACAAUAUCGUCACCUGCCACACACCGUUUGGAGGCUUUAAGGAAUCCGGCAACGGGAGGGAGCUGGGGGAAGACGGACUUAGAGCCUACACGGAGGUGAAGACUGUCACCAUCAAGGUUCCAGAGAAGAACUCCUGAGAACGGCCACGUUGGAGGCCCCGCCAUGUCCUGCAGUUCCGCAACAUCCCGCCAGCGGGUGGAAAAAUCUGACUUUAGCCCGAGUUCCAAAGGAAGUGUUACAAGGAGUCUCAGCAAAUAAAGUGGUUAAAUCAGAGCUGUUCUUUUUACAGUAUAGAUGGUGGCUGGGCUCAGAGUGCCACCCACCUCGUCCCCAAGUCCCAACCUCACUGAUGACCUUCCAGUUACUGCCAGGAAACCUUAGGAGUCGCUAAAGGUGUAUUUAAAGCCGUUGAUUGUAGCCAUACAGAGGAAUGAUGAAUUAAUCCAGCCUGAGCACAGAACGCAGAGAGAAAGAAGACAGCCUCGUGCUGAAAUGCCCAAACCUGUAUCUGUAGUAGAAAGCAGAGCGGUGGCCAGCAGGGACUGGGGGGAAGGGAGGAGGGGAAUGACUGUGGCUAUUGGACCCCUCUUGAGGAGGUCUUGAAAAUGUUGUGGAAUUGGGCAGUGGACAUGGUUGUACAACGUUGCAAUUGUACUGAUUCACUACCGAAUUAUACUCUUAAUUAGGGUAUGGGAAUUAAUUUCAUUUUAAAAUUAAAAUAAGCACAAUGUUCUAUUUGCAAA
Messenger RNA from Myodes glareolus (Bank vole), 2406 nucleotides. It is a transcript of the gene Aldh1b1, whose product is annotated as aldehyde dehydrogenase 1 family member B1. The record is from RefSeq and is a predicted model, not a curated record. Gene Ontology annotation, molecular function: oxidoreductase activity, acting on the aldehyde or oxo group of donors, NAD or NADP as acceptor. Lineage: Eukaryota; Metazoa; Chordata; Mammalia; Rodentia; Cricetidae.